AUGAAGGAAGAGAAAUUAGAAAAUGAAGAUAACUCAGCAGAACAACUAGAACAACUUGAAAGGUUAUUGUUAUCUAGAUUUGAUUUGGCUUCAUCAGAUCCUAUCCCAACUCAUUCGACACCAAAAGAACAAUCAAACAAACCUCAAGAUGACUCUAAGGAUCUUGUUCAGGAUCAAAAAUCUCUUCAAGUUUCAUUUAAGCUUUUAUCAACCGAUAAAUCACCUCAAUUGAUCAAUAUCCAAGCCGAAACCGUUACUCCAGAAGUUAAACCAGAAGUGGUCAUUUACCCAGAAAAAUCAAUCGAAUCAAAACGUAUUCUUGAUGUAGAUGAUGAGUCUAAAGAAGUAAAGAAGCUCAGACGAAAACAGAUUAAAUCUAUGGCAAUCGAUCAUAUCACCCUUCGUACACUCGCUGAACAGAUACCCAACCGACCAGGACCUCUGGUAGUGUCUUAUAGAACAAAAAAGAACCCCAAGAUCCCUGUUGAAUCGACUAAAACAGACUCAUCUCAUGAAACCGCUCUUGACCAGGAAAUAAAUCCAUCUGCAACUACAACUCCACGGAGAACUUACCUUGCUAAACUGGAUGCAAUUGUUCCUGAUGUGAAACCCAAGAAAAAUGAACCUCAAGUGGCCAAGAAGAGCUUGAAAGCAUCAAAGAACGCUACACAGGGUGAUCUCAAGCCAAAUCGAUCAAUGCUGACCUCCACCCAGAAACGAAAGAAUCGCCGAUCUAGACAGGCUUACCGUCGAACCCAACUGCAAGCCAUAGAUCAGAAGAUUGACCUGACUAUACCCAAGCUAGUAAAGAUGACUUAUAUCUAA
This is a messenger RNA of Melampsora larici-populina 98AG31, 825 nucleotides long. RefSeq lists its product as uncharacterized. The coding region runs from base 1 to 825 and encodes 274 amino acids. The record is from RefSeq and is a predicted model, not a curated record. The transcript is spliced from 4 exons. Lineage: Eukaryota; Fungi; Basidiomycota; Pucciniomycetes; Pucciniales; Melampsoraceae.